GUUUUUUUUUUCUUCAUAUUUAUUUGUUUUCUUCUAUAUAAAUCGCACAUCGCCUGAACGUCAUCGCGACACUGUCGAGUGUCGUCCACUGCGCGCAUCGCAGCCGUCGUCGUUUGUCGCGCGUUUUAUUAAUACAUCGUCGGCACUACUCGCCGGGGCAUUGUGCUAUAAUUAUCUCGCGAUUCGCUGGCAGGUCUGCCCGUUUAACGAGAGAUAAUUCGCCGGGUAAACGCUGACGGUGCACCGCACAGAAUCCGGCACGACUAUUGGUAGGUACGCCGUUGGAGUCUGGAGAUCACCACGACUGCUGCUGUAGACGGAACCGUGAACAUGGAUGCAGAAUCGUUUUUGGAGUUUGCCAGCCAAGUGACCAAAUGGAAGAUGUACCCGUACUUUGAUGUUGCGCAUAGCGUCCUAUGUGCGCUCCAUGUCCGUGACGACCUCGGUCCAGGAGCACUGGCUUUUUCACGCAAGCACCCCAUUUCCUGUUGGCUGUCUACAAUGUUGGUCGUCUUUGCUGGAGGCAUGUUGAGCGCUGCUCUACUUGGCGAACCCCCUCUAGCACCGCUCAAAAAUUCUCAACAGCUUUUGAUUGCWACAGCCGUUUGGUAUCUAGUUUUUUACACACCUUUUGAUAUUGGAUAUAGUAUUGCAAAGUUUCUUCCUGUGAAAUUAGUGUUUUCCGUCAUGAAAGAAAUAUAUCGUUGUAAAAAAGUACAUGAUGGAGUAUUGCAUGCAGCUAAAUUAUAUCCCAACGCCUAUGUCAUAAUGGUUUUAAUCGGAACCCUUAAAGGAAAUGGUGCUUCAUUUACAAAAAUUAUUGAAAGACUUUUAAGAGGAGUGUGGACACCCACAUCUAUUGAGACAUUACAACCCAGUUUUACUACUAAAGCAUGCAUUAUAGCAUCCGUGGUGUUUGUACUUGAUAUUAAAAGUGAUUUAAUAUCAGCUCCACAUGCUUUUGUUUAUGUUUUUGUCAUYGGUUUCUUCAUAUACUUCAAGGUAUUUUCUUCAAUGAUUUUGGGUAUACAUGAGCCAAUGCUACCAUUUGAAAACUUGAUAUGCGCAAUAUUCUUUGGAGGUAUCUUUGAUUAUACCACAAAAGCAUUCAAAAAUACCAAAGACGACAAAGUUGAUACAAAAAAGAAAGACUAACCACAAGUGAAAUUUGGUUUAUGUUUUAAAUUAUGAAAUUCACUAUGUGAUGAAUUAUUUUAUAUCUAGUCAAUGCAUUUUUCAUGCACAAAAACAAAUCAUAAUGUUCCCCAAUUGACUAUUAAUUAUAAAAUCAGGUUUUUUUUUUAAAUGUA
Molecule: messenger RNA, 1310 nt
Organism: Diuraphis noxia (Russian wheat aphid)
Lineage: Eukaryota; Metazoa; Arthropoda; Insecta; Hemiptera; Aphididae
Product: trimeric intracellular cation channel type 1B.1
Biological process (GO): potassium ion transmembrane transport
Cellular component (GO): membrane
Molecular function (GO): identical protein binding; potassium channel activity
Source: RefSeq, a predicted model, not a curated record